Gigantopelta aegis is the source of this 3325-nucleotide messenger RNA. Its product is annotated as SWI/SNF-related matrix-associated actin-dependent regulator of chromatin subfamily D member 1-like. The record is from RefSeq and is a predicted model, not a curated record. Gene Ontology annotation, cellular component: SWI/SNF complex; nucleus. Gene Ontology annotation, biological process: regulation of transcription by RNA polymerase II. Lineage: Eukaryota; Metazoa; Mollusca; Gastropoda; Neomphalida; Peltospiridae. The transcript has 18 exons. The coding region runs from base 69 to 1613 and encodes 514 amino acids.
UUUACAUCCGGUUGUUGUUUCCGCUGCUGUUUUGACAAAAGAGUUUGUAACAUUAGUAAAUCGCCAAAAUGCAGCCUUCUCCUCAACAAAGAUACCAAACACAGGGACCACCAAUGAGACCACCGUUUACUCAACCAAAUUUUGGUUCGGGACCAAGACCGGUCUAUGGUCCAGGACCUCAGAUGGCAGGUGGGUCAAAGAUGAUGACUGGUCCCGGAGGAAUGUCGCCUCAUCCUGGAUAUCCUGCCUCGAAUCCUCCUUCUUCAUCUCCUAGUAAAAGUUCAAGCAGCUCCAAAUCUAAAGAAACUUCAGGUAUGGGACGUGCAGGCAUGUCACCCGGGAUGUCUCACGGUUCUGGCAUGCAGUCGAUGGACAGGAAGCGGCCUCCACCCCCGCAGGAUCCCCGCGCAGCACAGCAGAUGAAAGUUAAGAAGAAAAAAAAAAUAGCAGACAAAAUUCUGCCACAAAGGGUUCGUGACUUGGUUCCUGAAUCACAAGCCUAUAUGGAUCUGCUGUCGUUUGAACGUAAGCUGGAUGCGACAAUCAUGAGAAAAAGACUUGAUAUUCAAGAAGCCUUGAAGAGACCUCUUAAGCAAAAGCGCAAGCUUCGGAUUUUUAUAUCAAAUACAUUUUACCCACCGAAAUCUGAAGGAGAGGACGGUGAGGAGUCUGUGCCAUCAUGGGAACUCAGAGUUGAAGGUCGUCUGCUGGAAGAUGCUGCCACAGCCAAGCUGAGUGAUGCUAACAAGGUGAAAAGAAAGUUCUCGUCUUUCUUCAAGAGUCUUGUUAUUGAGCUGGACAAGGAUCUGUAUGGGCCUGACAACCAUCUUGUAGAGUGGCAUCGAAUGUCAAACACUCAGGAGACUGACGGGUUCCAGGUGAAGAGACCGGGAGAUCAAAAUGUAAAGUGUACAGUCUUGUUGAUGCUUGAUUACCAGCCCAUGCAGUUCAAACUGGAUCCGCGACUUGCGCGUCUGCUAGGAAUCCACACCCAGACCCGCCCAGUGAUUGUGAACGCGUUGUGGCAGUACAUCAAGACUCACCGCCUACAGGACUCUCACGAAAGAGAGUAUGUCAACUGCGACAAAUACCUCGAACAGAUUUUUGAAUGCAAGCGAAUGAAGUUUGCUGAAAUUCCCUCCAAGCUGCACCCGUUGUUGAUGCCUCCAGAUCCAAUCGUUAUCAACCACAUCAUUACUGUUGAAGGGCCAGAUGCGAAGAAAACCGCAUGUUACGACAUCGAUGUUGAAGUGGAUGAUACCCUGAAACAGCAGAUGAACUCGUUCUUGUUGUCCACACAGAGUCAGCAGGAGAUUGGAUCAUUGGACAACAAGAUCCACGAGACGGUUGAGACGAUCAAUCAACUGAAGACUAACCGCGAGUUCUUCCUCAGCUUCGCCAAGGAUCCGCAGGAGUUCAUCAACAACUGGCUCAUUUCUCAGACCCGAGACCUCAAGACAAUGACUGAUGUGGUUGGGAACCCAGAGGAAGAGAGACGAGCAGAUUUCUUCUAUCAGCCGUGGUCGCAGGAGGCCGUUUGUCGCUAUUUCUACAGCAAGGUGCAGCAGAGACGAACCGAGCUGGAGCAGGCUCUCCAGAUACGCAACACUUAGACUAGAACCUGUGUUUAGUUUGUUACCAGAUAGUUAAUGUGCGUGUACAUCAGGCCCAUGUGUGUGACAACUGGAUCAAGUUAAAACAAUGAUAGCUCCUAUGCCAACUUUUCAGAUUUAUCCACCAGAUAGAAGUUGAAUACGGAUAAGGGCCCUUAUUCAAUCGUUAUGCAUAUUGAUCCCAGUCUUUUCAUUAUACAUCCAGCAGCCAGCUAAAUUGCCAUCUACUGAAGCUAAUUUGGUCACAUAUAUAUAUAUAUAUUUUUAAUAAAAUCCCAGUCUUUUCAUUAUACAUCCAGCAGCCAGCUAAAUUGCCAUCUACUGUAGCUAAUUUGGUCACACAUAUAUAUAUAUAUUUUUAAUAAAAUCCGUCUUUUCAUUAUACAUCCAGCAGCCAGCUAAAUUGCCAUCUACUGUAGCUAAUUUGGCCACAUACAUUUUUCUCUUCUUGUUUUUUAAAAUAAAAUCUUAGACCAGCUUUUCCUAAAUGCAAUUCUAUGCGAGAUUUAUUGUGCAUUUCUAUAUCUGCAUUAUCACAGAUUACUAUACAAAAUCCGACUUCGUUGAAGUGUAAUUUUAAGCCGUUAUUAAAUACUUUACAUUAUGACAACUGCCCAUGUGUGAAAAUCUGUAAAUGGAAAAGGUUCUGUGCAUAUGCACAAUAUCGAUAAACUGGUGCACAAAAUCACCUUAAUGGAAAGCAGUCCGAAGUUAAUAUAGUUUUUUGCCUUGUUAAAAACUAUGAAAAUCACUACUAUUACUAUGCUGUGAAUUCAUUUUAAAAUGUAAAGAGAAUACAUCAACAUGGUAAGUGGGGGAAAUGGCAGUUGUUGUAGCUUCUAAAUUCUUAAUGGUAAUGAAGAAUGUGAAAUUAAGCUUAAUGCCGGAUUGACUGUGUUUCAAAGUGCAGUCUACAGACACAAGAGUUUAUUGAAAAUAUUUUAGAAUCCAAGUUUCACAGCGGUGGUUUAAUAAAGCUUAUAAAAGCCAUGCCCUAAUAUUGCUUGCCAUAUAGUUUAAUCCUCAGUGGAAACUGAUAAAAUAUGACAAGCUAUAUAACAAAGAAGCAUUUUAAAAAUAAAUAUGUUGGACCGAAAAAAAAAAGAUUGACUUUUUUUAUUUAUUCAUUUGCACAGUAGUUAUAUGGCAAACAGAAUAUCUGUCAUGCUGGACAAAAAUAUUUAAUCAAGCAAAUUUUCUUAAUUCUAUUAUUGGUACUUAAAACAAAACUCAAAUUGUACUUUUGUGGGGAUGGUAGAUUGGGGUAGCUUACUUCCCCAUUUGAGGCUACACAAAUUAAUUUGUUUACAAAAUGGACUUUUGCAUUUUGUUGAGGAAAAAAGAAAUCUUUAAAAUUGGCAUAGCUUGUUGAAUUCAGUCAUUGGGGCCCCGUAAAUGGAUUUUCUGGAUCUGCCACUGGAAUUGGGAAUUUUCUAAAGUUGCUACAGGUACAGUCAUUGUCAUUAUGUUGUGUAUAAAAACAUUCACUUUUGUAUAUUACAUGUACUAGGAUUACUUACCAUAUUAUCAUGUACAUCAUUCAUGUAUUUUGUAGGUUUCAUCUGUUUAUCUCAUGUACAUUUUGUUUUGUUUUGUAAAAUGUAUAAAUUUGUGCUUAACAAAAGGAGACCGUGUUUCUUUGCCAUGUGUUUCAUCGAUGUACCAUCUCACACAUGCAGAAUACUGUUUUGAAAAUAAACAUAUUCUGCUUU